Messenger RNA from Sesamum indicum (sesame), 3254 nucleotides. RefSeq names its product phytochrome interacting factor 3 (gene PIF3). Gene Ontology annotation, molecular function: protein dimerization activity; DNA-binding transcription factor activity. NCBI's taxonomy places the organism in Eukaryota, Viridiplantae, Streptophyta, Magnoliopsida, Lamiales, Pedaliaceae. The record is from RefSeq and is a predicted model, not a curated record. Gene Ontology annotation, biological process: regulation of DNA-templated transcription.
AUAUGUAUAUAAUAAUGAGUGAAGCUAUAGCCCAUAAGUUUGUAGUUUAUGAAAGCAAUCAAGAUUUUCUUCAAAGAUUUUGGAGUUGCUAAUCUCGUUUAGGAGUUUCGGACAAGAAUUGUGAGAGGGCAGAGGUUUUUAUUUAUUUAUAGUCUGUCUGUUGAGAGCAUAUAUAGUUGAAAAGCUGUGUCAGUGUGUACUCCUUGCUUUUUGCUCCGCCACCGCCAAAUUGGCAAGCCUUUCGCCGCCUUCUACGACUUGUUUCCUAUAAUCUUGCUCUCUCCUCUCAUUCUCUCUCUCUCUACAUCUGUGUGUGUGUGUAUAUAUUGGGUAUUUUCAAGAAGCAGAGAUUUUCUUUUCUUGGAGCUGAAAACGAAGUGCCCGGCUGGAGAAAGACUGUAGCUUUUAACCAGGGGAACACGUGUGAUGCAUUUGGAUUAGCAAAAUCAGUUGGUGAGUUCAAGAAAACUAUCAUUGCUUACGGUGUAGAAGAGUAAAGGAAAGGGAAAAUCAUUGAAGAUUGAGAUUGGAGGGAACUUUCCCAAGAAAAGUUUGUAUCUUUUGGGGGAGGUGUGGUUGUUGGUGGAUGAGCUGAUUUUGAGAGAUUUGUUGCAAAAGGUGGAUCUUGAGAGCGUAUAGUACCAUGUGAUAAUACUCAGCUGCUCUUAUUCAGCAAUUUCUGUGUUCAAAAGUCUGUAUAUUUCCACCAUGCCUCUUUCAGAGUUUUUGAGAUUGGCUAGAGGAAAGCUUGAAUCGGGCCGGCAGAAACCAUGUCCAUCUGAUCCCUCUUCCCGGGCUGAGGGCGAUGUGGUUGAGCUUGUAUGGGAGAAUGGCCAGAUUAUGAUGCAAGGUCAGUCCAGUAGGGUUACUCAAAGCCCUGUUCGUAACAGUUUUUCUUCUAACACACAUAGAGUUCGUGAUGCCGGAGUAGUAAAUUCCACCAGUGCAAGAAUCGAAAAAUUUGGUGGAGUUGAGUCUAUCUUGGAUGAUAUGUUGCCAGUAGUGCCCUCAGGGGACUUGGAUUUGAGCCAAGAUGAUGAAAUGGUUCCUUGGUUAAGUUAUCCCAUGGUUGAUGCUCUGCCUCAAGAUUACAGUUCUGAUCUUUUACCGGGAAUAUCUGGUGUUACGACCAAUGGAUUGUCCACCCAAAAUAGCUUUGUAUCGGUGGAGAAGAGAAGUAGUUGUAAUCAAACUGUUAGUAAUUCGCAUAAUGGUGGGAAUACUUUGAAGGCUUCUUCACCAAAAACUCGUCCUUUCUUUUCAUGGCCGCCUCAGCCUUCCCAGACAUCAGUUGCCCUAGGAUCUGGAGUUUCUGACAUUAUUAGCAAUAGUAUGAGUAACCAUCCGGAUGAUAUAUACAGGAACCCUGCUCAAGGUAGAGAUGUAGUAAAUAAUUCAACAAGUAUGAAGAUGCAGAGGCAGAAUAUAGGACCAGCUACUAAUAAUUCAAAUUUGCUGAACUUCUCCAAUUUUACAAGACCAGCAGGCCUUGUUAAAGCCAAUCCCCCAAACUCCGGUGGAAUUCCAGCUUCAGUUUCAUCAGGGGUGGAAAGGAUGGGAGUUAAGGAGAAAGGUUCAGCUAUUGGCAGCAGUAAUCCACUCAAAUCCUCGUCUCUUGAGCGAUUUAAUAGUACACAAAAAGACAUUGACUUCCAUGGUUCAUCUGCUAUGCUUGCUAUAGUCAAUUCUAGAAAACCAGCAGUUAAGGCACCAAAGGAGUCGUAUACCCCUGACAGAACUGAGAAUUUAUGCCGAGAAACUUCCAUCAAGAAUGAUAAGCCCCAAAUUGUAAGUGAUUCUGCGAAUUCAACAAAAGCAGUCCCAGAUGGUGAGAGAACAGUUGAGCCUAUGGUUGCGUCUUCUUCUGUAGGCUCUGGCUAUAGUGCUGAUAGAGUUUCUUGCGAAAAAGCACAUAAUUCGAAGAGAAAAUUUGGUGAUGUUGAGGAAUCAGAAUGCCGUAGUGAUGAUAUUGAAACAGAAUCUGUUGGUGUCAAAAAAUCAACUCCAGCUCGAGGUACUGGAUCAAAGAGAAGCCGAGCAGCAGAAGUACAUAAUCUUUCCGAAAGGAGACGAAGGGAUAGGAUUAACGAGAAAAUGCGUGCAUUACAAGAACUUAUACCCAAUUGCAACAAGGCGGAUAAAGCUUCAAUGCUUGAUGAAGCCAUUGAAUAUCUAAAGACCCUUCAACUUCAAGUACAGAUUAUGUCCAUGGGGGCUGGGUUAUGUAUGCCACCUAUGAUGUUUCCUACAGGAAUGCAACACGUGCAUCCUGCUCAUGUUCCCCAUUUUUCACCAAUGGGUGUCGGAAUAGGAAUGGGUAUGGGAUUUGGGAUGGGUAUGCUAGACAUGAAUGGUGGAUCUCCUGGAUGCCCUGUUUUUCCGGUACCCCCCAUGCAAGUACCACACUUCCCUUCUCCAAUGUCAGGCCCUGGAAAUUUCCAGAGAAUUCCCGGUCCAAACCUUCCCAUUUACGGGCAGCCCGGUCAAGGACUGGCCAAUUCAGUACCAAGAGCACCUGUGGUUCCUUUAACUGGGAAGCCUCCUGGACCUUCAGCCACGGGUUCAGGUGCUUUCAGGAGUGGAAGUCACAAUGAAGUGUCUAGUGCAGCUCCAACUUUGAAUUCUGGGGACCCGGUGAUAGACAAGAAUGCACAGUUAAUGUGCAAUGCAGAAGCUAGCACUCCAGUCAACCACAAAUCUAAUCAGCUGCAAGCUACAAACGAAGUUGUAGAUCAGUCUGCUGCCGUGCAAGAGAAUAAACAGGCUACAGAUGCUACGUGUCCUGCGGCUCUGACCUCCACAACAGCAACUGACACUAGCAAAGAACCAGGUUGUGAUUAACAGGAAGUUCCACUAUUCUCGAUCACGUGGAAGAGAUAAUACCCAAUUCACAAAACGGCUUAUCUGCAUACGAGGUAGAACAUUGCCUUAGUUAUGAGACUCCAGUUUUGUAGUGUUUUGCAAACGAGGUGAAAGUCCAACUCAGAAUCUACUACUAAGGACUACAAAAUACAAAUUGCACAGGUUUUGCUACUUUGAGGAGAAUCACAGUCGAGCCUUUUACGGUGUUGUAUAUUAUCAGCAUGACUCAUGGAUUGAGCAGUGUUAGAGUAGGUCUCGGCAAAUCUGUAAUUUACAUAUUUUCAGUAAAAGAUCUUUUUCACUUUCAGAUUUACCAUCAAAUAAUGUCUAUAUGAUGAUUUAUUUCAUUAAACUACUUUUAUAACCAUGAGUAGACUCAUUUAUGCCAUUCA